This is a messenger RNA of Homarus americanus (American lobster), 441 nucleotides long. Its product is annotated as collagen alpha-2(I) chain-like. NCBI's taxonomy places the organism in Eukaryota, Metazoa, Arthropoda, Malacostraca, Decapoda, Nephropidae. The transcript has a single exon. The record is from RefSeq and is a predicted model, not a curated record. Bases 1 to 441 code for a protein of 146 amino acids.
AUGUCCCAGUCAGGGGCCCUGGCAUGGGCGGUGGUGCCAAUAGAGCGCCCUUCUAGGGGUGGUAGCUCCCACAGGGACCCUCCCAAGUGUGGCGGCGCCCCCAAGGGCCCUCCCAAGGGCAGCGGCGUCAACCGGGGUCCUCCCAGGGGCGGCCACGCCUCCAUGGGAGGUCAGGGUCCGAGAAAGGACCACGGCGCCAAAUGGGGCCCUCCCAGGGGCAGCAAAGGCCCUUCCUGGGGCCCGCCCAGGGCUGCCAUCCCCCGAAGAGCCUUCCCAAGAGCCCUCCCAGGGGCAACUGCUAUCCCAGGGGUCCUGCUAGAGUUAGCAGCACUCUCAAGGGCCCUCCCAGAUGUGGAGGUGCCCCUAGGAACCCUCACACUGGCGGCAGCGCCCUUAGGGGGCCCUCCCAAGGGCAGCGGGGCCCCAAGUGGCCCUUCUUAG